Eucalyptus grandis is the source of this 1995-nucleotide messenger RNA. RefSeq names its product disease resistance protein RUN1-like. The transcript has 2 exons. Gene Ontology annotation, molecular function: ADP binding. NCBI's taxonomy places the organism in Eukaryota, Viridiplantae, Streptophyta, Magnoliopsida, Myrtales, Myrtaceae. The record is from RefSeq and is a predicted model, not a curated record. Bases 1 to 1416 code for a protein of 471 amino acids. Gene Ontology annotation, biological process: signal transduction; defense response.
AUGGAGUGCAAGAAUAAUAACGGGCAGAUAGUGUUGCCUAUAUUCUACAAAGUGAAACCAGCUGAAGUGCGAUAUCAAAUCGGGAGGUUUGGAGAGGCAUUUCAUAAGCGUGAGAGUCGUUUACGUGAGAGGUCUUCUUUUUGUAUUUUUUGGUCGAAAGAGGUCUUCUUUCGACCAGCGACUACUUUGGAGAAAUGGAAGAAAGCACUCGAUGAAGUCAGCACCUUGAAAGGAUACGAAACCCAAGGGUCUGAAGUAGAGUUGGUGAAAUUGAUCGUCCGAAAAGUGUUGAACGAACUAAAGAAAAAGUUUCAGUUGGUCAUUUCUAAGAAUUUGAUCGGAAUUGAUGUUCAUGUGAAGAAGGUUAUGGAAUUUGUGGAUAAUAAAUCUCAUGACACCCUAUUUAUUGGCAUCCACGGAAUGGGAGGCAUUGGUAAGACUACGCUUGCUAAAGCCAUCUACAAUAAGCUCUUCGAUCAAUUUGAGCAUCAUAGCUUCAUUGCUGAUAUAAGGGAAUCAUGGAAGCAUAAUGGUGUACAUUAUUUACAAAAUCGGUUAAUCUAUGAUAUAUUGAAGCAAAAAGAUGAAGUCGAUACUAAGGAUGAAGGGAUUGAGUUCAUCUCCUCCAGGUUUAAGUGUAAAAAGGUCCUUGUUCUUCUUGAUGAUGUGGAUGAUGUCAAUCAGGUGAAGUGUUUGGCUGGUAAUCAUGAUUGGUUUUCUUCGGGAAGUAGGAUCAUUAUUACCACCAGAAACAAGGGGGUUCUUGAAGAAGCUAGGGUAGACUACAACCAUGAACAUGAGGUACUAGAUGGCAAUCAAUCUUUGAUUUUGUUUAGCAAACAUGCAUUUCGAAAGAACUCUCCUCCAGAGAAAUUUGAGGACCUCACUCGUGAAGUCGUAUCCAUCAUCAACGGGCUUCCCUUAUCCCUUGAGGUUUUAGGUUCACUUUUGUGUGGGAAAGAGCAAGCAUUUUGGAGAGGUAAAAUAGACAAGUUAAAAAAAGUGCCUCCUAAGGAAGUGCAAGAGAAGUUAAGGAUAAGUAUUGAAGCAUUGGACUAUCAGCAAAAACAAAUAUUUUUGGAUAUUGCUUGCUUUUUCAUCGGCAGUAAGAGGAAUAUCGCAUCCUACAUGUGGAAUGCCUGUGAAUUUGUCCCAGAGGAGGGGAUUGAAGUAUUGAUAUUCAUGUCAUUAAUAAAAGUUGGAAAUGAUAAUAAGCUCAGAAUGCAUGACCAAUUGAGAGAUCUUGGUAGGGAAAUAGUUCGUGAAGAAAACCAACGAGAGCCUUGGUGCCGUAGUAGGUUAUGGGACUAUGAUGAAGCUCAAAAAGUGCUAAAGGAAAAUAAGGUAACUAUUUUCGUUUCUUUUUCUCAUUUAGUCCAUGUUCUACGCUUAAGAGUAAUGUUGGUCACUACUUAGUGCUUGGUCUAGUGGACUGAGAACCUUCACUAUUGCCCUCGAAUGUUUCAUUGACGUGAUUAGAAAGUAGGGAGUUGCUCUCUCAUAGAAAGAAUUUCCUUUUAUGAUUUUUCUGUCAUAUAUUAAUAUUCCCUACCACAUGAAAUUAAGUGUACAUUGCAAUAUAUAUACAUAUUAAAUCUCUUGUUUGAUAUAUUAAUUAGUAAAAUCUUGUAUUUCACGUAUAACUUUUUCACUUGAUAAAUGGCCCUCUUCGCUGAAAAUCUUUGUUUCUCUUUCGAGAUGACUUUCACGAUUUUCAUGUUCUUGUAUUAUGUUAAAUCAAUACUUUUAAUAAAAACCACUUCCUAUAGAGUUUUUUUUUUUUUUCCAGCCAGGUUACUUAACAGGUACUCCCAAAAUACCUUUCAGACAAAAUCUACAGGCUGAAGCAAAGGGCGAGAUAGAUUGCUCGCCACAACUAAUAAAAAAUCAAAAGUAAAUAUCUUGCUCUCCCGUCAAAAGAUCAAAUAAUACUCAGAUUCCAGAAAACUAUUAAAAAAAAAUCAUGCAUAAUUCAGCGUGUCGACAAGUUUCACG